AUUAAAGUGAAGAGACAAGAAAGGUAUCAACGGUGAAGACCCUGCCCAGAACGUCGCAAAUCGUCAAUUCGAAUCGGUGUUUCCACCUGCUAUUUCCCAACACAAGUUUUCUGAUUUGCAUUUGAUAUGUCGGCUCACACAGCAAAAAGGAGGAGGCUGAGCCCUUCUCCGGAUGACGCUCCGAAUGUCCAGCAUUUCGACUCCGAUGCCAACUUCAAGUCGAAUCCAAAUAGACCAUGUGAUGGUGAUGAACCGAAAGAACAACCUCAUAAAAUGGAAAUCUCUUCGUCACACAUAGCUGGUCGAGGAAAAAAUGACAGCUCCGCCGAGCUCGCACGAGCAAGCGGGUUCUACAAGUCCAGUUUUUUCAAGUUGCAAAUGGACGAGUUACUGUCCGAGUUGAGACCUAAUUACGAUAAGCAAAUAUUGAGGCUCCAAGAGACACUCCACCAGUUGAAAACCGUCAUUGAAUGCCUCCCGGAUAGGCCUCCGAAAUUAGCAUUGGAAGCAGAGAAGGAGCUGCGUGGCGUAUAUGGCAUCACUGUUCCUUAUCCCGAGCCUCGACCAGGAAGGGAUGCAAAGUACACCGUGGCGUAUUCAAAGCCUACAAAUAUCAAUGUGGUGGGGAGUGUGUCUCUCAAAACGGGCGCCAAAAGCACCGGACCGUUCACGGUGGAUUUAGCAGUAACGAUGCCCAAUACUCUUUUCCAGGAGAAGGACUAUGUCAAUUAUCGAUUUUUCCACAAAAGGGCAUUUUAUAUCGCGAACAUUGCUGCUGGACUCAGGGAGGCCUCGGGCUUAAACCUUGACGUCAAAUUUGGGCUGCAAGAUGGUGAUAGUCUUCGUCCUGUUAUCAUAUUGGAAUUCGAUGCUGGCGACAAGAAAGAGCCCCACGUUCAGAUCCGGAUCAUCACAGCCGUCCAAGACUCUUUGUUCCCGAUGCAUCGAACUUUACCAUCCAAAAACAAUAUACGUCAGGGCUCGGCGGAUAUGCUCGCGCUGGAAGGGUCCACUCCGUUCUACAACGCAGCUCUUCGUUCGGAGGCUACAGUGGCUUUAUAUCACAAAUACUUAUACAAUUCUGCUCGCAGCUGUGACACCUUUAGGGAUGCUUGCAUUUUAGGCCGGCUGUGGUUACGGCAGCGUGGAUUUGGAUCGCCCUUGUAUACUGGCGGGUUCGGCGGGUUUGAGUGGACUGCACUCAUGUCUCUUCUGUUUGAGGGAGGAGGGCCGAACGGCAAGCCCAUCCUUCUUAGAUCAUACAGUAGCUAUCAGCUAUUCAAAGCGACCUUGCAAUUUCUUGCUGGAAGGGAUUUGACUCAUCCAUUGUUGUUUUUCGCUACGGAUAUCUCUUUUCCCAGCCGGAGUCCCACAUUGUAUGACGGCAAGAGGGGGUUGAACGUUCUUUACAAGAUGACAAACUGGUCAUACGCAUCCCUACGCCGCGAGGCAAACACUACGGUCAACAUGUUGAACGAGUCUCGUGAUGAUAACUUCGACAAGGUCUUCAUCGUCAAAGUGAACGAACCUUUGCUAAAGUUUGACCGGAUUGUCAAGCUGCCUUCCCCAGACAGCACAAAUAUUCUUCGAAACCUCCGCAACCAGACCUCGAUCUAUGACGUAAUCGCUGAAGCCCUUGGGGAUAGGGCCGAUCAUAUACACAUAUACAGUGAUACCACCGAACCCUGGGCAAUGGAGGCGAAAACGAACCGGAAGCCAGAAAACAAAGGCAUAUUUAUUGGGUUACUUUUGAAUACAGAGAAUGCUGCGCGUGUUGUUGACCAUGGUCCGUCUGCAGAAGAGAAAGAAGAGGCAGAAUCUUUCCGGGCCUUCUGGGGGGAAAAGGCUGAGCUUCGGCGCUUCAAAGAUGGUAGCAUCCGAGAGAGUUUGGUAUGGGCUGAUGAAGCAUCUUCACCGUCUAUAAUAUACCAGAUUUUGGCGUAUGUCUUACGGCGUCAUUUCAAUUACACUGAAGAUGACGUGGGAUAUGUUGGGGAUGAGUAUGAUCAGAAAGUACGCCAAAGUGGUGGUGAUGUUUUUUCAUACUCCAGUCCAUCCUUUCAGUUGAUCACCGAUGCCUUUAAAGCGGUGCAGAAGUCCAUUCAAGGAAUGGACGGUGUUCCUCUUACUGUCAGGCAUCUGGCGCCAGCCAGUUCAAGUUUGCGUUAUACUGCCCUCCAGAUACAGGGUGCUGCCGGAACCGCAUGUGACCCGGCCGAUAUAGUCCUUCAGUUUGAAAGUUCGGCUCGGUGGCCCGAUGAUUUGAAAGCCAUUCAGAUGACCAAGGCGGCGUUCCUUGUCAAGAUAGGGGAUUUUUUAAAGUCAGCCGGGGUUGCAUCCCUUUGUCGAGUUGGAUUAGAGAAUGAGUCGAGCGUGAUCCUGAAUAAUGCGUUUUUGGAUAUUACCCAUACGACCGGAGUUGUCUUUCGCCUGAGGAUUCAUCACGAUCGGGAGCAGCUGCUGUUAGAGCGUCUACUGAAGGAUAGAGGCCUUUGUUCGCUAGCGAAGCAGCAGCUUGCCUACUCCUUAUCCGCAUACAAACGACAAUUCAUCCAAGCUCCUCGCCUGACACAAGCAAUUUGCACCUUGUGUACGCGUUUUCCGUUGCUCUCGCCUACAAUCCGCCUUGUUAAACAUUGGAUCAACUGUCACCUGCUCGCAGGACAUGUCAAUGAGGAAUUGGUUGAGUUGCUGGUGGUUCGGGUCUUUACCCAACCUUAUCCAUGGGGCGCCCCAUCAAGUGUUAUGGCUGGCUUUCUGAGGACUCUUCACUUACUGUCCCGGUGGGACUGGCAGCAAGAGGCGUUGAUUGUCGAUUUUGGCGAACUCGACAAGAGUUUGAUAGAAGUCAUUCAAACACGGUUUUCAGCCUGGCGAAGCAUUGAUCCGACAAUGAACACCGUUGCCCUGUUCGUUGCCUCCGAUAUUGAUACUGACGGGGUGACUUGGACACAGCAUGAAAUGCCCCCGAAGGUCGUGGCAGCUCGGAUGUGCAGUUUGGCAAAGGCAGCCAUGAAAUUAGUACGGGAGCAAGGUUAUGGCCUUGCUAUAUCGGAUUUGUUCAAAACAUCUUUAUCGCCUUACGAUUUCAUCAUCAAUAUUCGCUCGGGCCUGUUGCAUGAACGUUCGACGCUGUCAGCAAAAUUCAGGAAUCUCAGGGAACAGAAAAGCGGUCAGCCGGUCAGACUUGAAAUUAUCCGUUCAUUUGUUCGUGAUCUGCAGGCAUGCUAUAGCCCAAAUAUCAUUUUUUUCUAUAGCGGCGAUAGCUGCAAUGUGAUUGCCGGGCUUUGGAAUCCGCAGGUCCUCAAACCGAAGACAUGGACAUUGAAGCUGGCACAUUCAACAUGCCCAGUGCACCCGGCAGGUUCGAAGGCGAACGAUGAAGUCUCUAUCAAUUGCAAGGCCAUAUUGGAUGAGAUUUCUAGACUAGGUGCAACCUUGGUUGACAGUAUCAAGGUUCAAAAAGCAGGGCUGGUUUUGGAGGAAUAAUUUUGGAUGUCUGUCAACAGCAAAAAAACGUCUUCUCAUUUAUUUCUCAAGUACCCGAUCAAGUCCUAGGAGCGCCGUUGCAAUGCGACUAUGAAGGCCAACCCCAAGAUCUUGUUAGAAAGAGAAUCAUUGAAU
Messenger RNA from Aspergillus heteromorphus CBS 117.55, 3624 nucleotides. RefSeq names its product rRNA-processing protein UTP22. The transcript has a single exon. The coding region runs from base 127 to 3489 and encodes 1120 amino acids. NCBI's taxonomy places the organism in Eukaryota, Fungi, Ascomycota, Eurotiomycetes, Eurotiales, Aspergillaceae. Gene Ontology annotation, biological process: tRNA export from nucleus; rRNA processing. The record is from RefSeq and is a predicted model, not a curated record. Gene Ontology annotation, cellular component: small-subunit processome; UTP-C complex; CURI complex.